AUGGCUCCCCCGACUCCGAAAUCGAAGAAGCCCCAGCCCCGCAAGGUCGCUUCACGUGAAGCCGCGCCCGCGGUUACGCCUCCAGCCAAGAAGGAAGAGAAGCCGCCGCAGCCUCCCAACGCCUCGACGCGCGAAUUCGUCAAGCUGACCUUGGGCCUUGGCCUGAGCGGACUCCGUGCAAAAUGGGUCGAGCUGAAGCCGUACGCGGGCCCCAACAAAGCCAUCACCGCCUUCACCGCGAACCCGGACAAGAAUCGGUACCAGGACACGGUUUGCCUGGAGGAGACCCGCGUCAAGAUCACCCCGGAAGAGGCCAAUGAGGGCGACUACAUCCACGCCAAUUGGGUCAAGAUGGACAACCGGGAGACGUGGAUCGCCACCCAGGCCCCCACCGACGCCACCAUCGUCGACUUUUGGCGCAUGUGCUGGGAGCACGAGGUGGUGAACAUUGUGCAGCUGUGCCGCCUCGUCGAAAACGGAAAGAACAAGUGCGCUGCCUACUGGCCGGACGAACCGGGCCUCUUCCAGAAUCACGGCCGCUUCUUCGUCAACAACAAGAAAAAAGAGAAGCAGGAGGGCUUUACGGCCAUGACGAUCGAGCUGUUGCCGGACGGGUGCUCGAACAGCCGCAUUAUUCGGCUCAUCCAAAUGCCCGACUGGCCCGACCACGGCCACGGCGACGAGUUGAACAAGGGCCAAACGGUGAUGCACUGCUCGGCAGGCGUCAGCCGCACCGGAACGAUCAUGCUCAUCCACUGGAUCAAAACGGCAUGCAUGGCCAACGAGUCGGUCGACCCGUUCGAGAUGUUCAAGAAGGUGCGCGACCAGCGUGCCUGCUCGGUGCAGACGGAGCAGCAGUUCCUGUUCAUCUUUGCGACGUGCCUGGAAUGGGUCGAUAGCUACCCCAGCUGCCGGAAGAACUUUGUGACGACGUUGAGCGCGCUGACGGCCGCCGUCACAUCCGGCAACGCGACUGCUAAUCCCUCCUUCCUUCAGCAC
Mesorhabditis spiculigera is the source of this 999-nucleotide messenger RNA. The record is from the annotation of a GenBank genome assembly. NCBI's taxonomy places the organism in Eukaryota, Metazoa, Nematoda, Chromadorea, Rhabditida, Rhabditidae.